Messenger RNA from Sciurus carolinensis (gray squirrel), 1664 nucleotides. RefSeq names its product putative methyltransferase-like protein 7A. Gene Ontology annotation, molecular function: S-adenosylmethionine-dependent methyltransferase activity; serine-type endopeptidase activity. The transcript has 3 exons. The record is from RefSeq and is a predicted model, not a curated record. Gene Ontology annotation, biological process: proteolysis; acrosome reaction. Lineage: Eukaryota; Metazoa; Chordata; Mammalia; Rodentia; Sciuridae. Bases 468 to 1202 code for a protein of 244 amino acids.
AGCAAUCUGUAAUUCUGAGCGGAGUUAUGGGGGAGUAAUUCCUGAUACCUCAUUUUGUGCAGGUGAUGAAAAUGGAGGCUUUGAUACAUGCAGGGGCAGGGGAGCUCCAGCGUGGGGGCAAAGUACACUGCACGUAAAACGCUCCAGCAGGAAGCCAGCAGGAGUCUCCAAACGCUGAGAAGGGGAAGCAGAUUAGAUUUGGAAUAAAGGAUCGUAAUCAAUUUUCCUUCCACAGAAAAGCUGGGAACGUUCUCAUUUCACUUCAGGAAAACGCAGCUACACAUCAACUUCUGCCAAAAAUUCAGCAAAAAGCAGCCUCUUGCCCCUGAUUUGACUGGAGCUGCGUUUUUCCAGCACACCCAGUUCCUCCUCUGCGGCUGAUUGGCUCUGGACCACCGCCAGAAAGUCAUGUUCUGUAAUUUUAAAGGAGCCAGGUCUUCAACAGCUGCUGUUUUUUCUCUUCCGAGAUGGCAUCCACUGUCUUUGUCCUUCAGCUGGUCGUCCGAAUGCUGUCAUUUCCCCUGUACCUGCUGAAAUUUCUGGGUUUGUGGAACCAGAUUUCUAAAAAAUGGUUUCCCUACUACAUGAUGAAAUUUUCUGUGACAUACAAUGAAGAGAUAGCAGGCAAGAAGUGGGAGCUCUUCAGCAACCUGCAGGACUUCGUGGGCCCCUCAGGGAAGCUCUCCCUGCUGGAGGUGGGCUGUGGCACUGGGACCAACUUCAAGUUCUACCCGCCUGGGUGCACAGUGACCUGUGUUGAUCCCAACCCCAACUUUGAGAAGUUCUUAUUCAAGAGCCUUGCAGAGAACCGCCACCUGCAGUUCGAGCGCUUCUUGGUGACUGCCGGGGAGAACAUGCACCAGGUGGCUGACAGUUCUGUGGACGUGGUGGUCUGCACCACAGUGCUGUGCUCCGUAAAGAACCAGGAACAGAUCCUGCAUGAGGUGUGCAGAGUGCUGAGGCUGGGAGGGGCUUUUUUUUUCAUAGAACAUGUGGCAGAUGAGCAUUCAACCUGGAAUUACUUCUGGCAACAGGUCCUGGAGCCUGCCUGGUACCUUGUGUUUGACGGAUGCAACCUGACCAGAGAGAGCUGGAAGACCCUGGAGCAGGCCAGUUUCUCUAAGCUGAAGCUGCAGCACAUACAGGCCCCACUGUCCUGCAAGGUGCUGCGCCCCCAUAUCUAUGGCUAUGCUGUGAAAUAGCAUGGGGUAGUGGUAGAACUGAAUGACUUGAAUAUUUUAAAACUUUUGUUUUUUUAAGAUUUUCAUCUAAAAUACUAAUUAGGAGAAGAGACACUUAAUUUUAUGUAAAGUUGAAUUCAUCCUUAUAAAGCCUCUGUUAUAUCCUGCUUAGCCAUUUUUGAUCAUGUCCCAAAGAAUCAAACCCACCCAAAAAAACCCAACUUGGAACUCUCCCUUCAAACGAAUCGGGGCUUUCAUAAUUGAAGUCCACCAUUAUGUGCAACCCUUACUUUCUUCAGGGACUUGGAAAUCUUUUCAUUUGUCUUAUUUAAUUGUUACCCACAGGGCUGGGAACAGCUCAGUUGGUAGAGUGCUUGCCUUACUUGUACAAGGCCCUGGGUUCAAUCCCAGCACCACCAUCAAAAAAAAAAAAAGUAAACUAAAUUGUUACCCACAUAUUUUAAUUCCACCCCUCCCAGGAGA